Messenger RNA from Sapajus apella (tufted capuchin), 5307 nucleotides. It is a transcript of the gene INCENP, whose product is annotated as inner centromere protein. Gene Ontology annotation, molecular function: protein serine/threonine kinase activator activity. Gene Ontology annotation, cellular component: chromosome passenger complex; meiotic spindle midzone; nucleus. The coding region runs from base 215 to 2980 and encodes 921 amino acids. Lineage: Eukaryota; Metazoa; Chordata; Mammalia; Primates; Cebidae. Gene Ontology annotation, biological process: meiotic spindle midzone assembly; metaphase chromosome alignment; positive regulation of protein serine/threonine kinase activity. The transcript has 19 exons. The record is from RefSeq and is a predicted model, not a curated record.
GCCCAGACAAACUUGCCGAGGAUUGGCUGAGCCUUCAGUUUUGAAAAUCAUAGAUUUCGCCCGCGCUGCGCCUCCCGGUUGUUGCUUCCGUGCGGUGAGCCCCGAAGUCCAGGAGCCGAGCGGGUCUGGGCAAGCGGGUCUUCAAGCUAGGGAGACCACCAGACUUGGAUCGCAGCAGCUUUCAGGGGACGCGGCGCAGUCGAACAGAGCCACCAUGGGGACAACAGCCCCAGGGCCCAUUCACCUGCUGGAGCUAUGUGACCAGAAGCUCAUGGAGUUUCUCUGCACCAUGGACAAUAAGGACUUGGUGUGGCUUGAGGAGAUCCAGGAGGAGGCCAUGCGCAUGUUCACCAGAGAAUUCAGCAAAGAGCCAGAGCUGAUGCCCAAAACACCUUCUCAGAAGAACCGACGGAAGAAGAGACGGAUUUCUUAUGUUCAGGAUGAAAACAGGGACCCCAUCAGGAAAAGGUUAUCCCGCAGAAAGUCUCGGAGCAGCCAGCUGAGCUCCCGUCGUCUCCGCAGCAAGGACAGUGUGGAGAAGCUGGCCACACUGGUGGGGGAGAAUGGCUCCGUCCUACGGCGUGUAACUCGUGCUGCAGCUGCAGCGGCUGCGGCCACCUUGACAUUGGCUGCACCUUCGCCCACCCCUGAGUCUCCCACGAUGCUGACCAAGAAGCCCGAGGAUAGCCGUGCCCAGUGCCAGCUCGUGCCCAUGGUGGAGAUUGGCAACAGCGAGCGCCAGAAUGCUGAGCAGCACCUCACCCAGCUCAUGUCUGCCCAGCCUCUGCCUCAUGCUCUGUCUCCAACUCUAGCUUCAGCCGCAGCCACAGCUCCAGCCUCCCAGGGCAUCCUGACAUCGGAUGAGGAAUCAACACCCAAGAAGUCAAAGGCCAGGAUACUGGAGUCUGUCACAAUGAGCUCCCUGAUGACUACACCCCAGGACCCCAAGGGUCGAGGGGUCGGGACGGGGCGGUCUGUGUCCAAGCUCAGGAUUGCACAGGUCUCCCCUGGCCCACGGGACUCGCCGGCCUCUCCAGACUCUCAGUGGCAGGAGCGGGUGCUGGCUCCCAUCCUGCCGGAUAAUUUCUCCACACCCACGGGCUCCCACGCCAACUCUCGGCCGGUGCGGCGCAGCCUGAUCGCCCCAUCCUCCCCAGGUCCCCAAGUCUCAGCCCAAAAGUACUCUCCGGUAGCCAAACAGGAAAGCGUCUGCAGGCCGGUGGCCAAACAGGAAAGCGUCUGCAGGGCAAGCAGAAGGCUUGCCAAGAAGACUGCCGAAGAGCCGGCUCCCUCUGGCCGCAUCAUCUGUCACAGUUACCUGGAGAGGCUCCUGAAUGUUGAGGUGCCCCAGAAAGUUGGUCCUGAGCAGAGGGAGCCUCCCGAGGAGGCUGAGCCUGUGGUGGCAGCUGAGCCAGAGGUCCCUGAGAACAACGGGAAUAACUCGUGGCCCCGCGAUGACACCAAGAUUGCCAAUGGUACACCCAACCCGAAGCUUGCAGCCAGCAACCAGGAAACACCCUCUGCGGGGCAGCAAGAGGCCAAGAUGGACCAAGCAGAUGGACCCAGAGAGCCACCGCAGAGUGCCAGGAGGAAGCGCAGCUACAAGCAGGCGGUGAGUGAGCUGGACGAGGACCAACACCUGGAGGAUGAGGAGCUGCAGCCCCCCAGGAGCAAGACCCCCUCCUCACCCUGCCCGGCCAGCAAGGUGGUACGGCCCCUCCGGACCUUUCUGCACACGGUGCAGAGGAACCAGAUGCUCAUGACCCCGACCUCAGCUCCCCGCAGCGUCAUGAAGUCUUUCAUCAAGCGCAACACCCCCCUGCGCGUGGACCCCAAGUGCAGCUUCGUCGAGAAGGAGCGGCAGCGCCUGGAGAACCUUCGGCGGAAGGAGGAGGCUGAGCAGCUGCGCAGGCAGAAGGUGGAGGAGGACAAGCGGCGGCGGCUGGAGGAGGUGAAGCUGAAGCGUGAGGAACGCCUCCGCAAGGUGCUGCAGGCCCGAGAGCGGGUGGAGCAGAUGCAGGAGGAGAAGAAGAAGCAGAUUGAGCAGAAGUUUGCUCAGAUCGACGAGAAGACUGAGAAGGCCAAGGAGGAAAGACUGGCGGAGGAGAAGGCCAAGAAGAAGGCAGCGGCCAAGAAGAUGGAGGAGGUGGAGGCGCGCAGGAAGCAGGAGGAGGAGGCCCGUAGGCUCAGGUGGCUGCAGCAGGAGGAGGAAGAGCGACGGCACCAAGAGCUGCUGCAGAAAAAGAAGGAAGAGGAGCAGGAGCGGCUGCGAAAGGCAGCCGAGGCUAAGCGGCUGGCAGAGCAGCGUGAGCAGGAGCGGCGGGAGCGAGAGCGGCGUGAGCAGGAGCGGCGGGAGCAGGAGCGGCGGGAGCAGGAGCAGCGUGAGCAGGAGCGGCGGCGGGAACAGGAGCGGCUCCAGGCCGAGAGGGAGCAACAGGAGCGGGAGAAGGCCCUGUGGUUGCAGAAGGAGCGACAGCAGAGGGAACUGGAGGAGGAGAAGAAGAAGGAAGAGCAGCAGCGUCUGGCUGAGCGGCAGCUGCAGGAGGAGCAAGAGAAGAAAGCCAAGGAGGCAGCCGGGGCCAGCAAGGUCUUAAACGUGACUGUGGACGUGCAGUCUCCAGCUUGUACCUCAUAUCAGAUGACUCCGCAAGGGCACAGGGCCCCCCCCAAGAUCAACCCAGAUAACUACGGGAUGGAUCUGAAUAGCGACGACUCCACCGAUGAUGAAGCCCAUCCCCGGAAACCCAUCCCCACCUGGGCCCGAGGCACCCCGCUCAGCCAGGCCAUCAUUCACCAGUACUACCACCCGCCGAAUCUUCUGGAGCUCUUUGGAGCCAUUCUCCCGCUGGACUUGGAGGAUAUCUUCAAGAAGAGCAAGCCCCGCUAUCAUAAGCGCACCAGCUCCGCUGUCUGGAACUCACCGCCCCUGCAGGGUGCCAGGGUCCCCAGCAGCCUGGCCUACAGCCUGAAGAAGCACUGAGUCUGGCCUGUGGCCUUCUUGGCGACCUCACCUCCUGUCUGUGUCUCUCUGUCUGUCUCUGUCUUGGUCUGGUGCCUUCCUUCUUGGCAUGCCAUCGUGGAGGGCUUGGCCGGGUAUAUAUAAAUGUCCUCUCUGCUGGGUGUUUCUGCUGCAGGUGGCAGGUGGCCCCAGGCCUGUUUGGAGGAUGGGCUGGGUGGGUGGUUGGGGAAAACCAGGCCCAGCCCCACGUGGCCCACAGACGGUGCUCUGUAAAUAGUUGUUAUAAUUUAGCUGAAUGUUAGCAUUUUAGUCUUUGGCAUUUUACUGUUUGGGAGGUAGAUUAAUAAAGUAUAUUCCUUCAAGCCUGCUGUUGGUACCAUGAAGACUGGGAGCCUCAGCCCUGGCCCUGUAGCUGUGUGUCUUGGGCCACCAGUGGGCUGGAGGAGCGAGGUUCUGUUCCAUCACCUGCAGCGCCUCAGGAGUACGGGGUGCAGGCUCCCACCCUCGGAGAUGCUACUGCAGUGGGUGCUUCCACUGCCUGGAUAAGCCGAGGAACACUUCAGUUACUGCCACGAUGGGGCAGGUGGGGCGCCUUCCUGUUUUUUGGGGUGCUCCCUGUUUGUAAAAGGGAGCUUGUUCAUUGGGAAAGACCUGGGUCUUGACACAGCCCUGCCACUUAGUCCCUUACUCUGUCCAUUCCUCAGGCUCCACCCUUGCCGCACAGGUGGCAAAUGGACUUGAGAAAAUCCAUGUGCUGGUGAAGCAUGAGGUCUAAGGGGUAAAGGUAUCCCUCGAGACCACCUUGGGACAGUGCUUGCAAGCUGCGAGAUGUUUCCCCAGCAAAGCCAGGCAGCUGCUAAUUAAAUGCUUAUCGCCAAUGAAAGCUGGCUGUGGUUCCGCCUGUGAGCAGACUGCUGCCUCCUGAAUGCAUACAUCUGCUACUCUAGCCCUGGGUUGCCAGACUAUGGCCAAAUCUAGCCGCGGUGGGUUCUUUAAAGUUUUAUUGGAACGCACGCAAUAGAAAUGUCCAUUUCUUUAUCUUGUCUCCAGUUGCUCUGUUCCAAGGGCAGCUAAGUUGUACAGCAGAGGCCCAUGUCCAAUAAAGCUGAAGAUGUUUACUAUUUGAACUUUUACAGAAGUUUGCCAACUUCUGCUUAAGGACAAAAAUAAAGCCUAAAUCCAAGAAUGCUUUUAAAAAUGAGGAAACAGUGGACACAAUAGAUGGAAGUCGAGAAGUUUCUACCCAUGCCAAGUAAAGCAUUUUAUGGUUCAUUCAGAUAUCUUGUGCAAUUCAAGUGUCUUCCACAUGUUCUCUGACUAGACAUUUGUAUUGAGUAAAUUGGCAAGUGUGUCUGUCCAAAACUGCAAUAUCAAAACAUCACUUAAAGCAUCUUUAUAUAGUGUGUUUAAGAAAAAGUUGUUAUUCAGCAGGAAGGUAAUUUCGGUUGGUCUGCAUCUUUACUCUCACUUGGUAUUGUCAGUUUCUUAUUUUAGCCAUUCUAGUAGGUGUGUACUGAUAUCUCAUCAUGGCUUUAAUUUGUAUUUCCCGGAUGGCUGAUGGUGAACAUCUUUUCAUGUGCAUUCCUGCCAUCUGUAUAUCCUUGGUGAAGAGUCUUCAAAUCUUUUAUCUUAAAAGUGGAUUGUUACAUUACUGUUGGGUUUAAGGAUCUUUACAUAUUAUGGAUACAAAUAUAUUGUCAGAUGAGUGCUUUGCAGUAUUUUCUCCCAGUCUGCAGCUUGUUUUUAAAAUUUUUUUUUUAAGAGAUGGGAUCUUGCUACAUUGGCCAGGCUGGUCUCGAAAUCCUGGCCUGAAGUGAUCCUUCUGCCUUGGCUUCCCAGAGUGCUGAGAUCGUAGGCAUGAGCUGCCAUGCUUGGCCCGGCUUGUCUUUUUGUUUACUUACCAGUGUUUUUCACAGAACAAAAAUUUUAAUUUGAUGAAGUCCAAUUAAUGAAAUUUUGAAAAACAGAGUGUGGUUUUUUUGUCCUGUCUAAGAAACCAUUGUCUAGUCCUAAGUCCUAAUUCUCUGCUGUUUUCUUCUAAAUGUUUUAUUUUACAUGUUACAUUUAGAUUUGUGAUCUAUUUUGAGUUAACUUUUUUAAAAGUAUGAGGUUUGUGUUUAGGAGCAUAUGGAUGAAUGUCUAGUUGUUCCAGCACCAUUUGUUGGAAAGACUGUCCUUUCUCUGCUGAAUUUCUUUUGUGUUUUGUCAGGAGUUAGCCAUAUUGGUGUGGGUCUAUCCUAGACGUUUUAUUUUCUCCCAUUGAGCUGUGCAUCUCUCCUUAUUGUCAAUAUCACAGAAGUCAAGAUGACUAUAGCUUUGUAGUUAAGUAUUAAAAUCUGGUAAUAUAA